Molecule: messenger RNA, 1450 nt
Organism: Mytilus trossulus (common blue mussel)
Lineage: Eukaryota; Metazoa; Mollusca; Bivalvia; Mytilida; Mytilidae
Product: sulfotransferase 1B1-like
Exons: 6
Coding region: 97-1008 (303 amino acids)
Biological process (GO): sulfation
Cellular component (GO): cytoplasm
Molecular function (GO): sulfotransferase activity
Source: RefSeq, a predicted model, not a curated record
GUUUAUUUGUUUAUAGAGCGGAUCGUCUUAACUGUGUGUAACAUUAUAGGUGCAUUUGUUUAUAGAGCGGACCGUCUUAACUGUGUGUAACAUUAUAUGUUUAUAGAGCGGAUCGUCUUAACUAUGCCACAGAAGGAUCUACUAGACUCAGAAGGGAAAUGUAUCAAAGUUUUAGAUGUUGAUGGAUUCUAUUUACCCGAUUUCAAAUUUCCAAGUCAGGAACAUGACAUCCGGUCAAUGGCGGAUCAUUAUCUAGCUAGAGAUGAUGACGUAUUGCUUUGUAAUUAUCCGAAAUCAGGAACCCAUUGGGUUUGGGAAAUUAUCCAGAUGCUGUUUACACAGAAAGCAGAAUUAAUAGGACACACUAAAAUGAAAGGCAUGAUUGAAAGCAUGUCAAAAGAGUCAUUUGAUUCUUUACCGUCUCCUCGUAUACUGAAUACACAUCUAGAAUUGCCCAUGCUUCCGAAAGAUUGCCUUCGGCGGGAAUGUAAGAUAGUUUAUACUAUGAGAAAUCCGAAAGAUGUUGCUGUUUCAUAUUAUCACCAUCAUCAUGGAUUGCUUAUGUAUAACUAUGAUGGAUCAUGGGAUGGCUUCUUAGAAAGAUUUUUAGAGGGAAAUAUUGAUUAUAUGUCUUGGUUUGACAAUGUACGAAACUGGCACAAGGCCAUAAAGGAACAUAAGGAUUAUCCGAUACAUGUUAUUCAUUACGAAGAUAUGCAACAGAAUGGCAUCGAAGAAAUUAGAAAAUUAGCAAAUUUUCUAGAGAAACCCUAUAAUGAAAAGUUGUUAAAAGAUAUCCAGGACAAGUGUCAAUUUGAAUCGAUGCAAAAGGAUAAAUUUUAUGAUAAAAGUCAUUGGAAAGAAAACACUACCGGUAUUGGAAUCUAUAGAGAAGGUAAAGUGGGUGGAUGGAAGAAGGUUUUUACAGUAGCACAGAAUGAAAAGUUUGAUAAAGUGUUUCAGGAAAAAAUUGCUGAUUUAAAUUUGGACAUUAAAUUAACAAUAUGAAUGAUAAAAAAUGUAGGACUUAGCAGCAGUGUAUAAAAUAGGCAGUUACUUUAGUUUAAACUUUUAUAACAUGUUAACAUUGUUAGACUAUAUAAAACAUUACAAGAGAACUGUUGGGACAUUCACAAUGAAUAAUCAAAACAAAGUCAUCAAAGAAUUCAGGCAAUUGAGUAAAGUCAAUUCUGGUCAUUUUGAGUGUCCAGAAUUGAGUCUGUCCAUUUCAUUUCAUAGAUAAUGUUACAUGAAUGGACGAAAUUUCCGUAAAAGGCAUCUAUUAAUUUCAAUUUGAUAUGUUAUUAUUAACUUAUAGCUAAAGUUAAACUGGUUUACAGUUGCAUUCUUCUGCAUCAUUUGAUCUCUUGUGGAAAGUUAUCUCAUUGGCAAUAAUGCCACAUGUUACUUUUUAUUUUGUUUUUUGUACCAUAGUGUAACAUGGUAAGUU